Messenger RNA from Fomitiporia mediterranea MF3/22, 992 nucleotides. RefSeq names its product Metallo-hydrolase/oxidoreductase. Bases 1 to 915 code for a protein of 304 amino acids. The transcript has a single exon. NCBI's taxonomy places the organism in Eukaryota, Fungi, Basidiomycota, Agaricomycetes, Hymenochaetales, Hymenochaetaceae. The record is from RefSeq and is a predicted model, not a curated record.
AUGACAUCGGGCGUUCAUUCACUACCCAUUCCUGCUUCCAAUCAAGCGUUCUGCGAUGUCUCUGCUCUUGAAGCUGGCUUCCUCCCGUUCCGUUGCAAUUAUGCCGUUGCUGGUGUCCAUGAAAACGAUCAGCACCUCGCUCCAAUACUAGCUUUCCUCAUUACGCAUGCCCCCUCCGGAAAGCGACUCGUCUUCGACUUGGGGAUGAACCUCGAUGAAGAUAACCUGGGCGUUACUCCAGCAAUGAGGGAAACGUUGAAAGAUUCUGGUAUAUACAUCAACAAAGAUGUGGUUGCAUCCUUGCAGGACGGUGGCAUCGAACCGGACGACGUUAAUGUCAUUGUCUUAUCUCACAUACACGCCGACCACGUCGGUAAUCCGGCGAAAUUUAAGAAAGCCAGAUUCUUGGUCGGCAAUGAUUCGCGUGGAUUAUUCGAAUCGGGAUACCCAGUGGAUCCAAAGAGUUUCUUCGACUCACGUUUACUUCCGAAAGACCGGACGGAUUAUUUUGACCCACAUGGUGAAGACUGGAAGCCUAUUGGACCUUUUGAACGUGCUUUCGAUUACUUUAACGAUGGAUCCCUCUACUUCAUUGACGCACCAGGCCAUCUUCCAGGGCAUAUCAACCUUCUCGCACGUACCUCAUCAGAUGGCGCUUGGAUCUACCUCGCAGCCGAUAGUGCACAUGAUUGGAGACUCGUCCGUGGUCAAGCUGAGAUUGCGGUCAGUCACCACCCUGUGUACGGAGUUAGAUGUGCUCAUACGGAUGUGGAGGCGGCGAAAGAUACGAUUCGAAGGAUUGGGGAAGUGAUGCGUUUCCCUAGGGUACGUGUACUUUUGGCACAUGAUAAUGAAUGGUAUGAGCAAAAUAAGGAUGGGAAGGCUUUUUGGCCUGGAAAAAUACCUUCUCUGUAAAGUGGAUGCAUAGUGUCAUAUAAUCCGGUUUUCGUGUCUGAGGAUGUAUAUUAUGUGAAUUAAAGUGAGUAAAUCAC